AUGCAGAUCACUGCCUGUCUCUCCCUCCUCGUGCUGGCAUCAUCCCAGCUCGUGGCCGGCCAGCUCCUUGGCCGCUCCUGCGGGUUCAAAAUCGCCCCCUGCCCCAACGACAUGUACUGUAAGCCCGACUCGGACACAUGUACCGACUUGAACCGUUGCCCAGGCUGGUGCGACUGGAAGAACGUAUACCCCUCCUGCGGUGGCUUCCGCGUCAACCCCGGGCCGCCCCCAUGCGACGAGACUACCGAGAAGUGCAAGGAUGACCCCAGAAACCCGAAUAGCUGUGGGAUGGCGUGCGACGCGCCUGGAAUAUGCGUGCCCAACAAGCAGCCCAGAUGUAAUCCCCGCAACCCGCGAGGUUGCCCGAGGGGGUUGUUCUGUUAUUCUACCAAGGGGAGGGGGGUGGGCUGGUUAGAUAUCAACUACAAGGAUAGGGAUUUGGAGGAAGACGCAACCACGGAGGACUCUCGGUGGGCUGGCAUUUGUCUCUGA
This is a messenger RNA of Clonostachys rhizophaga, 492 nucleotides long. NCBI's taxonomy places the organism in Eukaryota, Fungi, Ascomycota, Sordariomycetes, Hypocreales, Bionectriaceae. The record is from the annotation of a GenBank genome assembly.